This is a messenger RNA of Vespa velutina, 2060 nucleotides long. RefSeq names its product protein Dr1 (gene NC2beta). NCBI's taxonomy places the organism in Eukaryota, Metazoa, Arthropoda, Insecta, Hymenoptera, Vespidae. Gene Ontology annotation, biological process: negative regulation of transcription by RNA polymerase II; RNA polymerase II preinitiation complex assembly; positive regulation of transcription by RNA polymerase II. The record is from RefSeq and is a predicted model, not a curated record. Bases 662 to 1165 code for a protein of 167 amino acids. Gene Ontology annotation, cellular component: negative cofactor 2 complex. The transcript is spliced from 2 exons. Gene Ontology annotation, molecular function: general transcription initiation factor activity; core promoter sequence-specific DNA binding; protein heterodimerization activity.
ACAAUGUUCCUUCUGGACAAAUUGCAAGAUUUGAUUUUUCACUUGAUAUGCUUGUUACUAUGACACUGUUAUAAUAUAAAACUUAUAAAUAGUUGUACUAUAAAAUUAACUAUAAUUGGUGCCAAUGUCACAUGUCUACCUGUAUGAAGAAGGUUGCUUAUUCCCAUUUGGUGAUAACCAAGAUAUAUUUAAUUUUAAGGAUUUAUAUAUGUCAUUAUCAUUUAAAUAGUUUUCAUCUUUUAAAGUAUAUACUGUGAUGUUUUUCACAUUGCCAACAAAUUUAUCUGUAUUUGAUGCCCAUAAUAUGUUAAUAUUAAAAAUAAGAAAAGUCACAAUAAAUUGUAAAAAAAAUGAUGAAGUUUGAGAUAGCAUUUGUUGUCAAUAAAACAAAUAAUGAAAUAAUAGAUAUCAGAUUAGUAUACUGUUCUGUUUUCUUACUAACUAGUAGGAUUUACGUACUUCAAAAUUUGAUCUAAGUGCCUGAGAAAAUCUUAUCUGAUAAAUUGUACGUUAAGGGGACAAAGAUUUCUUUAACAAAAUCUUUGAUAAGAUUAAGAUCCAUUUAAUUUUAUUUUAUAUCAUUUUUAUCAAAUAUUUUAUUAUAUUCAUAAAAAUUCUCUUUCAAAUAUAUUUCAAUGUAAUUAAAUAAUAAAGUUUUCAAAUGGCCUCGGCUGCGAUGACCCCGGCUGAAGAUGACGAGUUAACACUUCCUCGUGCAUCCAUUAAUAAGAUGAUCAAGGAAAUAUUACCACAUGUACGCGUUGCUAAUGAGUCACGGGAAUUAAUCUUAAAUUGUUGUACAGAGUUCAUCCAUUUGUUGUCUUCUGAAGCUAAUGAAAUAUGUAAUCAACAACAAAAAAAGACAAUAAAUGCAGAGCAUAUUUUGCAAGCACUUGAAAAACUUGGUUUCGGCGAUUACAGUGCAGAAGCAGAAGCUGUUUUAAGAGAUUGUAAAGCAGUAGCAGCUAAGAGAAGACGUCAGAGCACUAGGUUAGAAAAUUUAGGAAUUCCAGAAGAGGAAUUAUUGAGACAACAACAAGAACUCUUUGCAAAAGCAAGAGAAGAACAAGCUGUUGCUGAACAACAACAAUGGCAACAAUUACAAGCAGUUGCACAAAUGACAUCAAUGCAACAAACUGAUAGCGAACAAGAAGAUUAUUCAUAAGAUACAAUACAGAAAUUAUUCAAUUGAUUAUAUGUGAAGUUUUCCCACAAUUUAUUAUAUCAAGAAAUAUAAAAAGGAAAAUAGGAGAUCUUAUUUUUAAUAAAAAUAAUAAAUGUAUAAUGGCAUUUUUCAAGUACCUUCAAUUCUGUGAUUUAUUUUCAAUAUGGAUUGAAAUAUAUAAUUUAUAUUAGUACAAAUUAUACUUAUUAAUAGUGCAAAAUAAAAAUGUAUUCUUACUAUUAUAUUACUUUUAUCAUAAAUCUUCUGUUGUUAUGAAUAUAUCAUUACAUUUUAUGGCAUUAAUCUUCCAUAUUCUGAUGACAAAUGACUUUUCUUUAUUGCCUCCAUGACUUUUGAAACAUAGUGAUACCUACAUACAAAUAUUAAUGUAUUACGUAUUCUAUAUUUUACUAAAUCAAUAUAUUAUGGAAACUUAUGUAGAUUUUUUAUAUAAUUUGUCUUUCCUAUAAAUUUAUUUACCAAUUUUUUUCUGUUAAUGUAGAUGGUGUCAUCGGAUGCCUUGAUACCCCAUGUAUUUUCAUUCUUAAUUGUUCGAUCAGUCUUUUCUCAUUUUCUUGCACAUUGUAUUCAUCUACGAUUAUGAUAUAUGAUAUAAUAGAUACAAAAUAAAUAUUCAUAUUAAACUACUUAAUUAAUAAUUUACCUUCUGUUGUAAUUAAUGGUAUUAAAAAUAAAUUCAAACCACUUUCAACUGAGCCACGACUCAUGUCUAAGCCACUGUGAGUUUGUAAUCUGGAACUGGCAAAUACUUUGUUAUAAAAUUCCUGAAAAGAAAGUAAUAAAAUGAUAGAAUAUCUCAUAAAAUACUCCAAUAAUGUAUUAUAUUACACUAAUAAAAAAUACCUUCAUUCUGCCAACAGUACUUGGCAUAAAA